Scaptodrosophila lebanonensis is the source of this 1658-nucleotide messenger RNA. RefSeq names its product probable 26S proteasome non-ATPase regulatory subunit 3 (gene Rpn3). The transcript is spliced from 2 exons. The record is from RefSeq and is a predicted model, not a curated record. Gene Ontology annotation, molecular function: enzyme regulator activity. Gene Ontology annotation, cellular component: proteasome complex; proteasome regulatory particle, lid subcomplex. The coding region runs from base 83 to 1567 and encodes 494 amino acids. Gene Ontology annotation, biological process: ubiquitin-dependent protein catabolic process; regulation of protein catabolic process. Lineage: Eukaryota; Metazoa; Arthropoda; Insecta; Diptera; Drosophilidae.
GAUUUCUGUACUGGAAGUAGCUCAAAUAAAACAAGGAAAAUAAGCAAAACUAGCGGAUUUAACAAAUUAAAAGUAGUUCAAAAUGACAAAUGCAGCUGAUCCAAUUGCGCACGAUGUGGAAAUGGAUGUCGAUCCAUCACCCGAGACGCUAGCGGACGAGAAGAAAAAUCAAGAUAUUGCCGCUGUUCAAGAGAUACGUGAACAAAUUCGCCAGAUUGAGAAGUCUGUUGCCUCGAAGGAGUCGCGCUUUAUUUUGCGUGUGCUGCGCAAUUUGCCCAACACACGUCGUAAGCUAGACGCUGUGGUUUUCAGAAAUCUCGCUCAAAGCAUUUAUCCAACCGGUGCCGAUCGUGAGGCGGCUAUUGCGUUGAUGCCCGUACUAGAAAAAGAUGCCACGGAAUUGCCGGAUGUAACUAAGAAGUUGGCCGCUACAAAGGCUCCCAUUGCUGAGGUGGACGCCUAUUUCUAUCUGCUGCUGCUGGUUAAGUUAAUAGACGCGAAUGAUCUAAAACGCGCUGGCACUUGCGCCGAUGCUCUGAUGGCGAAGAUCUCCAUACAGAAUCGACGCACAUUAGACUUGAUCGGCGCCAAGUCGUAUUUCUACUUCUCACGCGUGGCUGAACUAAACAAUGCACUGGAAGGCAUACGCGCAUUUCUCCACGCCCGUCUACGCACCGCCACACUGCGCAACGACUUUGAAGGCCAGGCCGUACUUAUCAAUUGUCUGCUGCGUAACUAUUUGCACUAUUCGCUAUACGAUCAGGCAGACAAGCUGGUAAAAAAAUCAGUGUAUCCAGAAUCAGCAAGCAACAAUGAGUGGGCGCGGUUCCUCUACUAUUUGGGUCGCAUUAAGGCCGCCAAGCUCGAGUAUAGCGACGCUCAUAAGCAUUUGGUGCAAGCUCUGCGAAAAUCGCCCCAGCAUGCAGCCAUUGGUUUUCGUCAAACUGUGCAAAAGCUCAUCAUUGUUGUAGAACUGUUGCUGGGCAAUAUUCCGGAGCGCGUCGUGUUCCGUCAAGCUGGGUUGCGCCAGUCCCUAGGACCCUAUUUCCAACUCACGCAGGCUGUGAGGCUGGGAAAUCUAAAACGUUUUGGCGAUGUAGUCUCCCAAUACGGACCCAAAUUUCAACUGGAUCACACAUUUACGCUUAUCAUACGUUUGCGCCACAAUGUCAUUAAGACGGCUAUACGUUCGAUUGGGCUCUCGUAUUCGCGCAUCUCACCCCAAGAUAUUGCUAAGCGUUUGAUGCUUGACUCGUCAGAGGAUGCAGAAUUCAUUGUUUCAAAGGCUAUACGUGAUGGUGUCAUUGAGGCCACUUUGGAUCCGGCACAAAAUUAUAUGCGCAGCAAGGAGAGCACAGACAUUUAUAGUACUCGCGAACCACAGUUGGCCUUUCAUGAGCGCAUCUCGUUUUGCCUGAAUCUGCACAACCAGAGCGUAAAGGCUAUGCGAUAUCCGCCUAAAUCUUAUGGUAAGGAUUUGGAGAGCGCAGAAGAGCGACGUGAACGCGAGCAGCAGGAUUUGGAGUUGGCUAAGGAGAUGGCCGAAGACGAUGAGGAUGGCUUUUAAGCGCAAUAAUAAUUAAGUAUAGCAGUGUAACACACAAUUUCAUUCAAAAUUAUUAUAGAGAAAAAUAAAAAACAAAAUAAACGCCCCAAGA